This is a messenger RNA of Panicum virgatum (switchgrass), 5179 nucleotides long. Its product is annotated as protein RGF1 INDUCIBLE TRANSCRIPTION FACTOR 1-like. The transcript is spliced from 4 exons. NCBI's taxonomy places the organism in Eukaryota, Viridiplantae, Streptophyta, Magnoliopsida, Poales, Poaceae. The coding region runs from base 4038 to 4937 and encodes 299 amino acids. The record is from RefSeq and is a predicted model, not a curated record.
UUCCAAAACGGACAUAUAUUUUUGAAAUUUUAAUUUUUUUUUUAAUAUAAAAAAGAAAAAACCGCCUGGCAACGACCCAACGCAUCAAUACAAAAUCAGAGCAGCAGAACGCCUUGCGAUUCACUAUUAUUCGAAUUGGAACUGGAGGUGAGUGCGACUGUCUGACUCGAUCCCAAACUCUGCCCUAUUCUUCCUCCCCAGACUCCUCCUCCCCUGCUUCCAGAGCGUUAUUACAGAAACGGUUUGAUUGCUGCUGUACUUUGGUUGGUUCUUGGUUCAAUUAAACAUCGAGGUUUGUGACACUCGCUAGCAUCCAUGCCUCCUUCGGACAGUGUACUACUUGAUUCAGCCGGCCCAACACUACUUUAAUUAUUAAAGUUUAACCUUAUGCUUAGAAGACAUAACAGCAUCAUAUAGUACAUACCUUCGUGAAGUACCUGACUCUUUCAAUAAUACGCCGUCCAAAUCUCCUAGGAAGGAGAGGAAAAAGAAAAAAAAGAAAAGAAAAGAAAAGAAAAUAGGGCCAGGCGACCCGUUUUGCGAUUAACCCCUCCAAACUUAGGUUACAGUUGCCCGCAAUCCGCAACCAAACACAAACAUGGCCACAGGGAGGAGCCGGCGCACCGCAUCCCGCCCGACGCGGGCUCCGAUGCGCGGCACGUGAGGCGGCCCUCCCCGCAUUAACCUUGUGUCAGACGCCCCUCACGUGACGGGCACCAGCCAGGCGCCCCGCGCCCCACCACGCCACGUGUGCGUGCCCCCGGAUUGUCUACGCAAAGGUCGUACGCGCAUACGUGCGGCCGUGCACAUGCACGCACCCGGCCAAAGGCUGAAAGGCAGGGCUAGCAUGCUUCGCCGUCCACGUCAUCUUGCAGCCACCGGCUAGUCCUACCGCUCAGUCACCGACGCCUGGGCCCGACUCGUGAGGCCCACACGUCAGGGUAAAGGUUGAGAGACGAUCCGAUGGGUCCAGCUGGGCUUCCGUACGAUUUGAACGCCCUUUGUUAACGCGGCGGGGGCGAUUUGACCGGAGAUUAAAGCCCAUGAGACCGACAAAGCAGUGUUAGAACCAGGAAAGAUUAUUCUGAUACUCCCAGCAGCAAAGCUCCUUUCGCUAGGGCUCUUCAACGAUAAAAAUACUAUCAGGUCUGCUUGGGCGCGGUGUGCCCCAAGCUAGGGUUCAUGAUUAUAGGUCACCUACAGCUAGAAACAAGAGACAACAACAUCCAUUGCUUCAACAUCACUCUUCGCUAGAUUAGGAGUAGGAAGUGUCCGAACUCGUCUAGAAAAAUACUAGUAGUAAAAAUUACUACUACUAGCUGCUAGUCCUCUUAAUUCAACACCAAGCUAAGCCGCCGUCCUUGGGUCAAAUCCUAUAGAGCUUAAGGGCUUAUUUAGAGUUGGAGCUAUAUAUAUAUGAAGCUCACAUAGGCUUGGUUUUUUGCAAUUGCAACCUGAUCAGUAUUUCGAGGAUGAGAAAUGCUUCGAGUACUGCAGCCAUUUUGGUACUUCUAUGGUAGCAACGUUCCUUCAGAGUAUGUUCUCGAAUACAGGUGAAACAAACUUUCAACUUCACGUGAAGUUUCAGGUUGAGACAGCUUAAAUUUCUACAAGUCCCCACCUGUCACAUUAGGCUUGUUUGGAUACGGGGACGCCAUAUCAAAAUUCAUGGGAUUAGUUAAACUCAAGGCAAAUUGUGGAAAUCCCUAGAGCAAUCCAAACACCCUAGAAAGUUUAUUUGGAGCACACAGCGGAACAAUUUACCUUUUUUUUUUUGGUUUAGGGAAUAUAUAAAUUGCUAAACCUAGACACCGUGAAGAAUGGCAACAUUGAAGAAAACAGAAUGAGAAUCUUACUGUAGGCUUUCUUGUUUAUCCAUGCAUGCCAAAAAUACCCUGCACCGACCUCAGCCGCAUGUCAUGCUCAACCACUCUCCUCUAAUCUCCUUUUAUGGACAUUCAGCACCAUCAUUACGUGUAAGAAAAGGAUGACGAAAUGUUCUUUUUCCUGAAAUGCAUCAUAAUUUGCUCAAACUAUAGGAACUAAAAAAACACUUCUAAGACCAGGUACAAGAGGCAAGAAUAAAUGCAAUCAUGGUCAAGAUACUAAUAAAGAACAAUUCAGAUAUGAAACUGAGCAAUUGCUUUUGUUAGAUUGCUUCAUGUCUGUUUGACUUCCAGAGUUGGAGACCAAUCAGACAGUUCAAGGAGUUCCUGUCCAUCAACUCACCCUUCCAAGGGAUAAUGGACCAUUCUCUGCAAAACAGUUCAGGCCUUUUUGAUGUAUCAUAAAAAAAAAACACAUCAACCAUCGGAUGGAUGGUUCGGCGCCAUGUCAAAGCUUCUAGAGUGUAACAUGGGGCAGUACAGGGGGGUAAAAGGCCUAAAUGCAUCUAGGUGAAGAUAUUCAUUUACAAACCUCAUCCCGUCCAACCUGAGAUAAGCCAUUGCAAAAACUAUCAGAUCCACACCUGGAACAAGCCAGAGCCAUAUCACUAACUGUUAGAUACAUUCAAUCAGUAUUCGCCUUUUGUAAUCUAGAAUACAUACAUAUACUACUUGUAAAGGCCAAAAGGAGACAACUUAUUCAUUUGUUGCAAUUGUAGUAACUUGGCCGAAAUGAUAUCCCUGUUGAAAGGUUUUACAGCAAAGGUAAAUGGCUGCAGUCCAUACUCCCCACUCGGCCACUCUAUAACAACAGACUCUAAGCGAGAGAAAGUAACUGUAAUCUCAAUUUAGCAUUUCCAUUCAAAUGUAUGAAUACAAAACCAUAUAAAUUUGUAUUCGAAGCAGAAGCAGCUGAAGGGUGAAAAAGAAUCCAGAUUCCACAAAAUAACUCACAGAAUACUACUCGCGCAGAUUUUGUAGUGUACCAUUUGAAGUUUAAAACUCGAGUAAAACAGAACCUACCCUGUAGCAAACACGAUGGGGCAAUGCCCGAGACAGUAAUUUGUUAGUGGAGGCUGUCGAUUUGUAUUGUAUGCAUGUGUUGCCCAAGAAAGGCCGUACUCACCCCCACACAUAAGGCUCCAAACAAGGAAUCAAAGGGGCUCCUUGGGUACCGCAUUUCUUUUUUGUUUAAGAGAGGUGAGCUCUGGUGCCAAGGCUAGAGAUUUGAGCUUUAGUCAUAAGUUAAAAAGUUGGCACAAGGGUUGGGAAACACUAGAAACAGCAUCCACGUUCUCCUCACCUCCCCACCUCCCCUUUCCUUCCUCCAGAAUUGUUUUGUAUGUUUUGUUUGGCUCACUAUGUACAUGUCACAUUAGCCCAAUCUCCAAGAGAUGCAAAGGAUCUAUAUGGUAAAAUUUCCGGCCUUGCCAUGUUCCAAUGUCAACACAAUUGAACUAGUGAAAUAUUUCCUUUUAUAUUCGUUGGAAGAAAGUGGAAAUCCUAUCACAAUGGCAUUAGAAUUCGACAUCAACAGUUUAAUACAGCGAAUAAGAUUUUAACUAUAAUAAUCUGCUUUGCAUGAUAAUUUGUUGCCAUACCAAAAAUCAUGAUAUCAUAUAAAUUUAUGUUGUAAACGGUAAUUGACAACUUGUCCAUGUUAUCACAUUGGGUAAGACUCAUGAUUGUAGUCAUGCAAAACUUUUAUGCUGCUGAUUCACUUGUACCAACUUUGAAACAGAGUUGUCAACUGUAAAAUUCUUUUAAAAAAGGUAUUGUUCGUUUCAUGAUUAACCUGGUGAAACUAUCAAUGGAAUUAGCAGACUUAUCUAUGAGAAGGGAAAGGAACUUUGUGUCAAAAUUAUUGAGUGAUCUCAGAGCAGCUAUUGAAAAUUUUGAUAGGGUCGAUUUCAGGAAAUUCGAUGGAAUGCAAACCUGGUACAAACUGAUGUUGCAGUCCCUUCCAAUGAAAUCGCAAAAUCAGAACCCCCUUUUUGAGUAUAGCACCCCAACACCUAUAACAGCAAUUACGGAACAUGUUCUAAAUCUGAUUCAAAAAGUAACUACACAUGCCUAUAACUCUGUCAUAAAGCAAGGUGCAUUCCAUGAUAGUGCCAUAUAUUAAGGAGUCAAUUGUCAAAAGCCCUAUUGAUGCUAAUAUAUAGCCCCCCUCUCCUGGUUGUCUCAUUAAUACUUCUUAGCCCACUAACCCAAACCAUCAAUCCUUCACAAGCGUUCUCUCUCCCCCUCUCUUUCUUUCUCUCUCUCUCCUUCAAAACUCCCUGCCUCAUCCAACCCAGAACACACACAACACCAGAGGGCUUUUCACCUACAUACAUGAUCAUGCAGGCAAUGUGGAAGCCGGCAUGGUUAGAGGCCCUCAACACACAGAAGUUCUUCGUAGCAUGCUCCUUCCAUGAGCAUGCAAAAAAGAAUGAAAAGAACAUCUGUUGCCUUGACUGCUGCACCAGCAUCUGCCCACACUGUGUGGCAGCACACCGUGUACACCGGCUCCUGCAGGUGCGGCGGUACGUCUACCACGAUGUCGUUCGGCUGGAGGACCUUGAGAAGCUUAUUGAUUGCUCCAGCGUUCAGCCUUAUACCAUUAACAGCUCUAAGGUCGUCUUCCUGAAGAAGAGACCGCAAAAUAGGCAAUUCAAGGGGUCAGGGAAUAUCUGCACAUCCUGCGACAGGAGCCUUCAGGAACCCUAUUUCCACUGCUCUCUGGAUUGCAAGGUGGAGUAUAUACUACGGCAGAAGAAAAAUUUGUCAGCAUACUUGCGCCCAUGCAAGAUAUUGCAGCUUGGACCUGACUUCUUCAUUCCUCAUGAUGCUGAUGAUGACACAACUCACUCAACCCUUGUUGAUGUUGAUGAGCCCAUGGGAUCAUCAGACUCUGAGAAUUUGAGUGCGCCAUGCACAAAUUUUGUCCGGAAAAAGCGGAGUGGACCAUAUAUUUGUGCACGGUCUGCAAAUAGAGUGUCUGAUGAAGAUAUGGCCACAAAUAUGAGCAGAAGAAAAGGGGUUCCUCAUAGAUCGCCAUUGUGCUAAUAAAAAUCAAUAAAUAUUUUUUCAUUUUCUUUACUUUUUUGUGUUCUUUAUCUCUUGGACUAAGCUGGUGCAAUACUGACGGAAUUUUGUCUCAACGGAAUCAUGUGAUUUUAAUGUACAUCACUAGAGGCAAUUGUACUCAAAUUCUUCAAGUAGAUGCACCAGUUCAUAUAUAUGUAUGCUUUAACAUAGUUCAUGUUAUCCCCUUUUCAAACGUUCUUUAAGUAUGCUGUUCUUAUUGU